Zeugodacus cucurbitae (melon fly) is the source of this 1238-nucleotide messenger RNA. Its product is annotated as huntingtin-interacting protein 1. NCBI's taxonomy places the organism in Eukaryota, Metazoa, Arthropoda, Insecta, Diptera, Tephritidae. The transcript has 3 exons. The record is from RefSeq and is a predicted model, not a curated record. The coding region runs from base 129 to 992 and encodes 287 amino acids. Gene Ontology annotation, molecular function: actin filament binding; phosphatidylinositol-3,5-bisphosphate binding; clathrin light chain binding. Gene Ontology annotation, biological process: endocytosis; actin filament organization; clathrin coat assembly. Gene Ontology annotation, cellular component: actin cortical patch; clathrin-coated vesicle.
GCAAAUUUUGCUCCCCAUUCGUUUACUGGCGCUCGCACGGUUUAGUUUGUACUCAGUGCUGUGUCCGAAUAAAUUGUCGAUUGACAUACAAACAAACAAACAUAGAAACACAUAUAGGUGCAUUUGAAAUGGAGCUCACGCACAAAGAACGCACGGAAAUGAAGAAGCACAUGAGCAAAGUGCUCAGCGGCAAGGAGAAGCCCUUCGAUGGCCUGCGCGCACGUACCAUUGUGCUGCUCACACAUAGAGUGGACGGCGCACAAGUCUUUCUGAAAAUGACGCAAAGCCAGCCUCUCCGUAUGAAUCGCUUCACCGCUUGGAAAUACUGCAAUCUAAUGCACACGGCCUUGCGUCAUGGCACACCGCAAAUACUCGAAAUGAUGCAACAGCCGCCACAACAACAACUACUAGAAGAAUUAAGUAAUUAUUGGGCCUAUCACACGGAUGCCAUAUGCGGCUGUAUACUCAAGUAUUUGGAAUUGUUGUUGCACAAAAUUGAGUUCCAUAAAAACUAUGCGUUCUUCACGGGCGCUCUGGAGGCGGACAUCACCAAGGAGUGGGAUGUAGAUGUGUGCUUCCAAUUAUGCACCGAUAUCUUUGAUUAUAUGGACCAACUGCUAAUGCUGCAACAUACCAUUUUCGCGAGCUUGACCUUGCAACAGCUCGCUGUGGCCACGCCCGAAACAAUGUGCCGUCUGCAACCGCUUAUCAAUAUCGCCGCCGAGUGCAGCAUACUGUAUGAUCAGGCAUCGAAUGCAAUGGCCACCGUUUGUGGCAAGUUGCCGCCCAUCGAUGUAAUGGGUUUAUGCAAUCGCUUCUAUGCGCUUUAUCAGCGCUUACGUGGCUUCUACAGCUCGCUACAGCAGGUGAAGAUCAUACUCAAAAUGGAAUAUGUGCCGGAGCUAUCGACGACUGUGCCGGAUUUCUUGGCGUACAGCAAUAGUAGUGCAUGUGGCAGGCAACCGACGGCGCCGCCCGUGUGGCAAGUGUAAUUUGUGGUGUGAAGCGAUGGUGUUGGCGAAUUUUUAGGGGGGCCGCGGGUAGGAGAGAGUGGUUGGAGUAGACAAUUUGAUUGUAAUUGUUGUUUGUACAUACAGUUAUGCAUUUGUAUUAUAAUUGCACUAUUUAUACUAGAUUAGAUAAGAUAUUUAAGUUUAUAUAUGUGCUACAAGUGUCUAUAUGAGUACACAGAAAGUUAAUUAAAACGAUUUUAUUUUUAUCAAAUUUGUUGUGAAAUA